Molecule: messenger RNA, 1368 nt
Organism: Fusarium vanettenii 77-13-4
Lineage: Eukaryota; Fungi; Ascomycota; Sordariomycetes; Hypocreales; Nectriaceae
Exons: 2
Coding region: 1-1368 (455 amino acids)
Biological process (GO): unsaturated fatty acid biosynthetic process
Cellular component (GO): endoplasmic reticulum membrane
Molecular function (GO): stearoyl-CoA 9-desaturase activity; heme binding; iron ion binding
Source: RefSeq, a predicted model, not a curated record
AUGUCGUCGUCGUCUUUGGCCAGCAAGGAGGCCGCGGCCUUCCCGGACGGAACCAUCGAAUACGAGCCGCUCCGAAGCAAUACCAAGUAUAAUCCCAAGAAGGUUCACAUUGCCGACACUCCAAUGACUUGGCCCAACAUCCACCUCCACAUUAACUGGCUCAACACCACUCUCAUCAUCAUCAUUCCCAUCAUCGGCUUUAUCUCUGCCUACUGGGUCCCUCUCCACCUCUAUACCGGCAUCUGGGCCGUCAUCUUCUACUUUAACACCGGCCUUGGAAUAACUGCUGGUUACCAUCGUCUUUGGGCUCACACCUCCUACAAGGCCACUACUCCCCUCAAGUUCUACCUGGCUGAUGUCGGUGCUGGCGCUGUUGAGGGCUCUAUCCGCUGGUGGUCUUACGGCCACCGUGCUCAUCACCGGUACACCGACACCGAAAAGGACCCCUACUCCGUCCGCAAAGGUCUUCUCUACUCCCACGUCGGGUGGAUGGUCUUUAAACAGAACCCCAAGCGCCAGGGUCGAGCCGAUAUCACCGACCUUAACGAGGACCCUAUCGUUGCCUGGCAGCAUCGCAACUACUUCAAGUGCGUCAUUUUCAUGGCCCUCGUUCUGCCUACCAUCGUCGCUGGUUUCGGUUGGAGCGACUGGCUCGGCGGUUUCGUCUACGCCGGUAUCCUCCGAACCUGUUUCGUCCAACAAGCCACGUUCUGCGUCAACUCCCUCGCCCACUGGCUCGGUGAGCAGCCUUUCGACGACCGAAAUUCACCCCGUGACCACGUCAUUACCGCUCUCGUCACCCUAGGUGAGGGCUACCACAACUUCCACCACGAGUUUCCUUCGGACUACCGAAACGCCAUCAAGUGGUACCAAUAUGACCCCACGAAGUGGUCCAUCUGGAUCUGGAAGCAGCUCGGCCUUGCCUACGACCUGAAGCAGUUCCGCCAGAACGAGAUCGAGAAGGGCCGUGUCCAGCAGUUGCAGAAGAAGCUCGACCAGAAGCGUGCCACCCUCGACUGGGGUAUCCCCCUGGAGCAGCUCCCUGUUGUCCACUGGGAUGACUUCGUAGCCGACUCCAAGAACGGAAAGGCCCUCGUUGCCAUUGCUGGAGUCAUUCACAACGUCGCCGACUUCAUCAAGGACCACCCCGGCGGCAAGGCCCUCAUCUCUUCCGCUGUUGGUAAGGAUGCCACCGCCAUCUUCAACGGCGGUGUAUACAACCACUCUAACGCCGCCCACAACCUCCUGUCAGCCAUGCGUGUGGGUAUCCUCCGCGGUGGCUGCGAGGUUGAGAUCUGGAAGCGCGCCGAGUUCGAGAACAAGGACGUCACCUACAUGAACGACUCGGCCGGUCAACGCAUCGUCUGA